This is a messenger RNA of Raphanus sativus (radish), 850 nucleotides long. Its product is annotated as pathogenesis-related protein 1A-like. Gene Ontology annotation, cellular component: extracellular region. NCBI's taxonomy places the organism in Eukaryota, Viridiplantae, Streptophyta, Magnoliopsida, Brassicales, Brassicaceae. The record is from RefSeq and is a predicted model, not a curated record. The transcript has a single exon. Bases 16 to 735 code for a protein of 239 amino acids.
UUUUUAUAGAGAAAAAUGGAGCUUUGUAGACGGGAAUUACGAGCUCCGUUUCCCAUAUUAGUCGCCGUUACGUUGUUCCUCCUUCAGCUCUGUGCCGCGACGUCCCAAAUUAAUCACAGCGAGUCGUCUACACAAACAUCCGUUAACUCUCCAUCAGCGCCAAACACUCGAUUUCUGUCGUCAUCAGCACUGUCGUUAACCGGAAAACAUUCCUCCUUUAGGUGGGGGAGAAGACGACAUCGUUACAAAAUAAGCAGAGCGAGCAUUGAGUUUCUAUUCGCACAUAACCUCGUACGAGCGCGCGUGGGAGAACCGCCGUUACAAUGGGAUGGAAGACUAGCGGCGUAUGCACGUGCGUGGGCGAGACAGCGCGUUGGGGACUGCAGGCUUGUUCACUCCAAUGGUCCGUUCGGAGAAAACAUAUUUUGGGCCGGGCAGAAUAACUGGACGCCCAUGGAUGUUGUCAAAGUGUGGGCCGAUGAGAAUAAGUUCUACGACGUUAGGGGUAACACGUGUGAGUCGGGGCAAAUGUGUGGACACUAUACGCAGAUCGUGUGGAGAGAUAGCACGAAGGUUGGGUGCGCACGUGUGGAUUGUUCAAACGGCGGCUUUUAUGCGAUUUGUGUUUAUAACCCACCGGGAAAUUUUGAAGGUGAAAACCCUUUUGUAAGUUAUCACGACCAGGUUGGUCUUCUCCGAGAAGAGCCCCCAGCGGUUGUCGUUAAUCCAUUUUAACUUUAAAUGGCUCGAAAGCUGAGCCUGAGGACACGAUGGAUGGUUGUGCAUUUUUAGUUUGUUAAUUUUGUCUUUUUAUUCAAAUUAUUAUUAUUAAUUUUUCGAAAAAACUUAU